This is a messenger RNA of Aureobasidium vineae, 1020 nucleotides long. The record is from the annotation of a GenBank genome assembly. NCBI's taxonomy places the organism in Eukaryota, Fungi, Ascomycota, Dothideomycetes, Dothideales, Saccotheciaceae.
AUGUAUAUUCCACAAAAGCGAGAAAUAUCAAUCAUCACGGAGCAUUGGAACAUGCCUCACGUCACCCUUGACGCCGCUGGAAUCGUUGCGCUUGCCGACUUGGACAUCAUUGCUCGACGCACCGCAUUAUCCGGUACCUCGCGAUUUGCAGAUGCUCUCGUCCUCUGCCCGGGUCUUCAUACACAACAAUCAGCCAGCAGCCUGAAUCGUGGGGAGUUUCCGGCAUGCGCUGCGAUGACAACUGGUUACGCUUUCAGAGUUGAAAAUCCAGCAACUGUGGCCUUCCUCCAAAACGUGGGGCGGACGGGACAGUUGACCAAUGUCAAAGUCGAGUACGCCAAAAGCCAUUGUGAGGAAUGGAAGACCAUCAAGAUAUUCUGCAGAACUUUUCCCUACGCUUUCUGCUGCGUCCUCACGAUCUCCACCCUCAUCGUGUUUGCAUUGAUCCGAGACUGGUGGGCCGUUACAUCCGUUUGUAUCUUGAUGUUUGCACGACUAUGCAACGUCCUUGUUGUCAAGAAAAGGGUCGAAAGGGCGGGCGAGUGGAAAGGUGCUAGCGAGCCGGGGGUACAGGGCGAUCUGCUUGUGCUGAUGAGUCAAGAUCGUUGGAUCAGGCUCUAUGGCGCUGUCGAUGACCUCAAAGCAGUGACAUCUGGACAGUGGCUGGCUGAGAUGAUACCACUGGAAAACGCAGUGUCUGCACUGGCGACGGUAAUGGUGUAUCUGGAUGCCGCAUUGACGAGCAAUGCUACCCAACUGGGAAAAAUCCUGCUUCUGGUCCUCCUGAUAGGCUCUGCUGGCUUCUUGGCCAUAGCCAACGAGCAAACAGAAGCUCUGCAUAUGCAUGGUCGUGUACUUCAAGUUCAGACGCAGCGAAAGGCGUACGACCGACGACUAUCCAUGGCAAAGGAGCUAAUACAAGCUUCGGGUAGAUCCGACUGGGCUCUGAAACUUGGUUUGGUAAACGAAAAGGACUGUGAUGAGAAGUGCGCCAGCGAGAACUCCUCGGUGAUCAUGUGA